AUGUUGCACGACUUUGGCUCAAAAUUUGAUCGAGGAGGUUUCUCGUGGGAGAAGGUGGAGAAGCUACCGGAUGACGCGGUUUUCUUUCUUGGAGAGACGUGUUGCUUGGGAAUCUCGGCUCGUUUGUUGUGGUUUGAAGACACCGGCGGCCAGACCACAUAUGUGGUUGGAGAAAUCAAGCCGCAACCAUCUAGUCGGUGGUCGGUGGUCGAUACCACAGAUCUUGUAAGGCCUCCGCAGCAACACCACAAUCAGAUACGUCAAACCAGAGCCGCUGCCGUCGCCCCUCGUCGGCCCCUACUACGAUUAAAUGUUCCUGGACUCUAUUUCGACCCAUAUGACUGUGAAGAGAAGUGGAUUGGAAUUGAUUUAUAUGCAAUUUCGUGUAUUGGGGAUGAGCCGAGACACAAGCGGUUCCUUUCCCCCGACAACAUGGCUGUGGCGGACGAGCAUGGACGAAUCUUGUUUGUGGUUCACCAAUCACCACGCAACAUCAACGAGCGAUUAAUGGGGAGGACCAUCGGAGGUCGCCAUUGGACUAGAGGCUUUAAGUUUGAUGGAUUGGAGACCUAA
Molecule: messenger RNA, 573 nt
Organism: Striga asiatica
Lineage: Eukaryota; Viridiplantae; Streptophyta; Magnoliopsida; Lamiales; Orobanchaceae
Source: the annotation of a GenBank genome assembly